Dentiscutata erythropus is the source of this 405-nucleotide messenger RNA. NCBI's taxonomy places the organism in Eukaryota, Fungi, Glomeromycota, Glomeromycetes, Diversisporales, Gigasporaceae. The record is from the annotation of a GenBank genome assembly.
AUGGAAAAAUUAACAGAUAUACAAAAAGAAAUAGCAGGAAAACGUCCGCUUAUUUCACUAAAAGUGUGUCAACAAAAAUCUAAGAGGGAUGGAUUCUAUAGUGGUGUUUGUGGAGGAAUAUUGACAGGCAUUCUGUCAAAUAGAGUUCUAAAACUAUCACCAAACAAAGUUGUAAUAUCAGUAUUGUCUUCUUCGGUUUUGAUAGGAUAUAUGGCUAGUUAUAAAUCAUUCAGUACGUGUAUGGCAGAUGUACGACUUAAGCAAGAACUACAAAAACAAGAUACUGCGCUGCGAAAAGAGAAUACAGAGAGAAUGUCAGACGAAGUUUCAAGGCAUCAACCCCAAGAGAGCGUCUUUACAGAUCCUUACAAUGCUGACGAUAGCAAAUCUGGAUCCAAGGAUUAA